Cyclocybe aegerita is the source of this 1770-nucleotide messenger RNA. Lineage: Eukaryota; Fungi; Basidiomycota; Agaricomycetes; Agaricales; Hemipholiotaceae. The record is from the annotation of a GenBank genome assembly.
AUGGACAGCGAUGAAGGGGAGCCAUAUGUGCCACAAUUUGACAUUGAGGAAGAUCCAUACGCUGGGUACCCUCCAGAAGUUAUGUCUGGGAUGAAGAUCAACGACCUUCCGUCGGAAGCCACACUUUGCGCAGCCCUCGCGUUCCGAGAAGAGCCGUCUAUAACCGUUCCUGAGUUCGACGCGAGAAUAGCAACUCUCGAGGCCCGCAUGAAGGAGUUGGAGACUCAGAAGAAAGCAUUGGAAGAGGAGGCGGAACCAUACCGCCGGAAGCUGAAAGCAUGCGACGCCGUUCUGGCACCCAUUCGACGCGUCCCUUUCGACAUAUUGCGCGAAAUAGUGCGUCUUACUCUGCCACGCUGGCCGUCAGCGUCAACGAAACAAGGACCACUGGCUCUCUGUCGAGUCUCUUCUGCUUUCCGGAGAGCUACGCUGUCGCUCCCAGAGCUGUGGACUACGCUGCACAUGGUGCUGGAAGAGGUCCUCUCUUUCCACCGUUACAUAACACGCGUCGAAAAGUGGUUCAAACGUGCACGAGGAAAGCCCUGUUCGCUAUAUACCCACUUCCACUUCCCGCCCCAGCACGUCAAAAUAGCCAAGAACGCAUACGCAAUCUUCCUGAAUGGCGUUCGGUCGUCGGUAGCAUGUAUUCGACAUCUUGGGAUCUCAGCAAAAUUCGUCGCCGACGCUCUCGUAUGUUUCGAAAAGGCAGGGUGGAUGCUCCCGAAUCUGGAGACACUCGAGCUUCGCAGUGGCGAAAUGUCGGACGCUGAAUGGGCAAUGGACGAACGUCCGCCCGAUCCCACUGUCGUCAUUCCAUCGAUGGAGCUCUUCAAGACGGCCAAUAGUCUUCAUUCUGUGACCAUCGAUGGCGACUUUGUGCGAACGCUCGGCGGGCGAGGUCUCCUUCCAUGGGCACAGAUGACAACGAUCAUCUUGACGGAGUGGCUCCGACCCGAUGAUUGGGCCGAAAUCAUGUCUUCGUGCCCGCAGAUGCAAAUUGGACGCUUUCGAAUCGUGGCUAAUUGGAUACCCGAGAGCGGACCCCCAAAACGAACACUUGCGCAUCUCGAAGAGCUCCGACUCUGUAUAAUGUACUCUUCGGCGUCGAUCAUCGACCUGGUGGACGUCUUUCAUCUGCCGAAGCUCCGAAUACUUGACCUCCAGCACGAUAUCGACUACGGCAAUGAGGUGUCUGAACCACUACCAGCGAAGGACGUUCCUGCGUUCAAGACUGUUGAAACACUAUACUUUGCCGACGUAUGGCAAGAAACCACCCCACUCUACGUCCUCGAAAUGCUCACGGAGAUGACCAACCUGCGCGAAGUCGAGCUCACUGACAUCGUUUCGAGCGAGACGUAUGACGCACUAUUCAAGGCCAUGUCAUUCAACCAGCCAAUCCCAAUUCUUCCCAAACUCUCGAGUUUCUCUGUAACUGCCACCAAGAAAGUCACCGACUGGGCAAUGUUCGUCGAGAUGGUCCAUUCAAGGUGCUUCAACAUCGUCCCCGACUUGCAGCCCUUAAAGGAACUCAAGAUCGUCAUCCGCCGCCGCCGAGUACUAUAUUCACGAGAACGCAGGCCCCUUCCCGCCAUUGGAGACCUGAAGGCAGCUCUCCAGGCAUGCGAAGAUACCGGCCUGGCACUGAAGGUGGCAGAUGAUUAUGACAAGACUUGGCUCUGUCAAGGUCAGCCUGGAGUGAAUCUCUUUCAUUCCUGGUCACCGUGGAACGCGAUAUAUCUCAGAGAGUUCGCAGUGGAGUCGGCGUCCUAG